Molecule: messenger RNA, 231 nt
Organism: Cylicostephanus goldi
Lineage: Eukaryota; Metazoa; Nematoda; Chromadorea; Rhabditida; Strongylidae
Source: the annotation of a GenBank genome assembly
AUGGAACUACUUGUUGGUGUGUUGCAUGGCGAGAUGUCGGUAGAGGAACGCGCUGCGUCCAUAGAACAGUUCAAAGAAGGAAUCUUCAAAGUGCUUAUUACGACUAACGUCUGUGCUAGAGGUAUCGACGUAUCACAAGUAACAAUCGUGAUCAACUACGAUCCUCCUUUGCUGUAUGAGAAUCCUUCGGAACCUGACUAUGACACCUACCUACAUCGAAUCGGACGGUAA